This is a messenger RNA of Erinaceus europaeus (western European hedgehog), 4644 nucleotides long. It is a transcript of the gene NLK, whose product is annotated as nemo like kinase. Lineage: Eukaryota; Metazoa; Chordata; Mammalia; Eulipotyphla; Erinaceidae. The record is from RefSeq and is a predicted model, not a curated record. Gene Ontology annotation, cellular component: nucleus; cytoplasm. Gene Ontology annotation, biological process: intracellular signal transduction; protein phosphorylation. The coding region runs from base 1290 to 2873 and encodes 527 amino acids. The transcript is spliced from 11 exons. Gene Ontology annotation, molecular function: ATP binding; MAP kinase activity.
GUGAGGCGGGGGCGGGGCCUCGGCGCCUGGUUGCGCGUGUCCGCCGCUGGCUCCGCUCUAUCCGGCUUUGCUAGGGGAGGUGAGUCCGGCCGCGGCGGCACCGGCGGCUAAGGAGGCGGUGGCUGAGGCGGAGGCGGCCACAGCGGCUGAAGAGAAAGCGGCCGCGGGCGCGGAAGCCGGGUGGGGGGGAGGGGGGGAGACGGAGCAGCCUUGAGCCCUGCGGGGGCCGUCGCACGGGGGGACCCACCCGCUCUCCCCCCCAACCCUCCUCAGCAGAAGCAGCCGGCGGCGGGGGCAGGAGUCAGCCCGCUUCCGACUGCACCCCGCCCGCCUCCCCGGGCUCCUAUUCUUUGGCCCCCGGGACCAGAACCUCAUCCCGGGGCGGUUCCCUCUGGGCGUCAGAGUGCUGCCCACCUCUCUUUCAUUCCUCCCGGCACCUCCUUACCCUCACUUUGCCCCGGUUCUCUUUUCUCCUCUCCGUCCUGCCCUGUCGCCUCCUCUGCUCACUCUCUCCCUCCUGCUUCCAUCCCUGGGUUCUCUGUUCAGGAAAGUUUAGUCCCCCCCACCCCCCCCAAUUAGGUCAACCCGACUAGGAGUAGGGGGAGAUGUAGGAAGGCCUGAGAGUUCGAGGUGGGGGGGAAAGCUGGUUUCCCUGACAAUUUCCCCCCAUCUUUUUUAUAUUUGGGGUAGUUGGGGGAAUUUUUUUUUUAAUUGUAUUUUUGAGGAGGUGGAAGGUGUUUAGAAAAGGAUGUGGGAAUGGAAGGGGUAGAUGAGUCAACCCUCUUACAAGAUUCCAAGGGUGGUGUGUUGCCUGAUCCUUUUCGUGUGUGGAGUUCAGGGGGUCGGGAGGCUUGGCCUUUAUUCCCACAUUCAAAGUUGGAACCUCCCCCAAAUUAAGGAUGGAGUUUUAGUACCCACUUGUGGCAGGAAUCCUGGGGGGAAGGGGUCCCUUUUCCCUUUUUCUUUUUCUUUUUCCAUUUUUAUUUUAUUGGCUACCCACGCCCUUAGAGACACAUACACACACACACACUCUCUCUCUCUGUCUGUCUCUCUCUCUCUUUCUCUCUCUCUCACUCUCUCACCCAAACUUGAACACCAAGAUCCUCUAACUUGUUUGGAUUGACUGAUGAAGACAUAAAGCCAGUUACGCUCUAUGUUUUUUUGAGGUGGAGUGAGUCUUUUUGCUUUUCUGUUUUUGUUUGCUUUUUUUUUCCCUUCAUUUUUAAAUGGCCAAAUGACAGCUUGACCCAGUUUGCUUUCUAAAUCAAAGGGCAUUUUUUUUUUUUUGAAUGUCUCUUUGUGGCGCAAGAGCCAACGCAAAAAUGAUGGCGGCUUAUAAUGGCGGUGCAUCUGCAGCAGCAGCAGGUCACCACCACCACCAUCACCACCACCUUCCACACCUCCCUCCUCCUCACCUUCACCACCACCACCACCCCCAGCACCAUCUUCAUCCGGGGUCGGCUGCUGCUGUACACCCCGUCCAGCAGCAUACCUCUUCAGCAGCUGCAGCUGCCGCAGCAGCGGCCGCAGCUGCAGCCAUGUUAAACCCUGGGCAGCAACAGCCGUAUUUCCCAUCACCGGCACCGGGUCAGGCUCCUGGACCAGCUGCUGCAGCCCCAGCUCAGGUACAGGCUGCCGCAGCUGCUACAGUGAAGGCGCAUCAUCAUCAGCACUCGCAUCAUCCACAACAGCAGCUGGAUAUUGAGCCGGAUAGACCUAUUGGAUAUGGAGCCUUUGGUGUUGUCUGGUCAGUAACAGAUCCAAGAGAUGGAAAGAGAGUAGCCCUCAAAAAGAUGCCCAACGUCUUCCAGAAUCUGGUCUCUUGCAAAAGGGUCUUCCGGGAAUUGAAGAUGUUGUGUUUUUUUAAACAUGAUAAUGUACUCUCUGCCCUUGACAUACUCCAACCUCCACACAUUGACUAUUUUGAAGAAAUAUAUGUUGUCACAGAAUUGAUGCAGAGUGACCUACACAAAAUUAUCGUCUCUCCUCAACCACUCAGCUCAGAUCAUGUCAAAGUUUUUCUUUAUCAAAUUUUGCGAGGUUUGAAGUAUCUCCAUUCAGCUGGCAUUUUACAUCGAGACAUUAAGCCAGGGAAUCUCCUUGUGAACAGCAACUGUGUUCUAAAGAUUUGCGAUUUUGGAUUGGCCAGAGUGGAAGAAUUAGAUGAAUCCCGUCAUAUGACUCAGGAAGUUGUUACUCAGUAUUAUCGGGCUCCAGAAAUCCUGAUGGGCAGCCGUCAUUACAGCAAUGCUAUUGACAUCUGGUCUGUCGGAUGUAUCUUUGCAGAACUACUAGGACGAAGAAUACUGUUUCAGGCACAGAGUCCCAUUCAGCAGUUGGACUUGAUCACAGAUCUCUUGGGCACGCCGUCUCUGGAAGCGAUGAGGACGGCUUGUGAAGGCGCUAAGGCGCACAUACUCAGGGGUCCUCAGAAACAGCCAUCUCUUCCUGUACUUUAUACCCUGUCUAGCCAGGCUACGCAUGAAGCUGUUCAUCUCCUGUGCAGGAUGUUGGUCUUUGAUCCAUCCAAAAGAAUAUCCGCUAAGGAUGCCUUAGCCCACCCCUACCUAGAUGAAGGGCGACUACGGUAUCAUACGUGUAUGUGUAAAUGUUGCUUUUCCACUUCUACUGGAAGAGUUUAUACCAGUGAUUUUGAGCCCAUCACCAAUCCCAAAUUUGAUGACACUUUUGAGAAGAACCUCAGCUCUGUUCGACAGGUUAAAGAAAUUAUUCACCAGUUCAUUCUGGAACAGCAGAAAGGAAACAGAGUGCCUCUCUGCAUCAACCCUCAAUCUGCUGCUUUUAAGAGCUUUAUUAGUUCCACUGUUGCUCAGCCGUCUGAGAUGCCCCCAUCUCCUCUGGUGUGGGAGUGACGGUGGAAGAUAAUGUACUACUGAAGAUGUAAUGUAGCUUUCCACUGGAGUCUGGGAUUUGCAAUUCUGGAGGUUAAUCAUGCUUGUACUGUAAUUUUACUAAUGAAGUUUUAAAUUAACAACCACUACUUGUAUGAUAUGAAUAAUAUUUAGAAAUGUUACUAGACUUUUAAUCUUGUAAAGUGGUUGUGCUUUUAGAAGAAAAAUAUUUUACACCCAGAGUUGCACAUGUUUUAUGAAUUUUGUGCAGCUGUUAAGGCUCACCUCAGAACAAAAGAGAAUUGAACCAAAUUUGAGAGUUGGGGGUUUUGUGUUUUAAUUUUGUUUUGUUUUUCUUUAUUAAAAUGAAGUGAGAUUGUUCAUGUGCACACACACACACACACACACACACACACACACACGUCAUACAUUUUGAUAUUUGAGCCAUUCCUAAUGAUUAGGGGUUUUCUAAAAACUAAAGAAUCUAGAAAACUUGCCUGCGACCAAUCAUGGAGCCACUUAAGCUGAUCGUGGCUGCACCUGUGGGAUGGGGUGGGGGAGGGGCAUGCCACCUAAAGAUCCAGCCCAAUAAUUAGCUUCUCUUUAGAGCCGUGACAGUGAUGUGUGCUGUCUAAAUCCAAUGUUGUGGGUAGAGAGAAUGAGUUUGUGAUUAGGAGAGACUAAACCUUUGUUUUCCUUACCCAGUAUAAAUAUAUAUAUAUAUAUAUAUAUUUAAUCUAUUUUUAUUAGAAGUUUUUCUGCUCUUUCUUACAUAAAAGAACCCCCAAGCAUGCAUCUUUCAUGUGUGUAAAUAAUUAAUUUCUGGGCUAAUUUCAAAAGAAUCCCAACAUUGUUGUAUAGAGAGAGAACUAGCUUGCACAUUUUAGGUCUGUGAAAUUUUGUGAGACUUUUCCUGCACUGGACAGUAAAAAAAAUAAAUAAAAGACAAUAACAAAUUUUUAAAAAAUUUAAAGCCACACACAAAAAAAAGGCACAUAGGGAAUUAUGUCAAAUGUGUUUGUGUCCUUAGGCAAAGCUGUGGGAGUCUUGAAAUGUCACAGUAGUAAAUAACUUAUUACUUUUUGACAAAUUCUUUUUUUCUGUUGGAACACUGAAUUCUUCUGUGCAUAUGUAUAUAUGAAUACAAAUUGAAGGCCUCUACCUCCUGGAGUUAUACAACUUGGCUUGUUUAUCUCCACAUGCUGAUGAUGACUAUUUUUUUUUUUUAAGUUCAAUGUGGAGACUUGAAACUUGAAUGUCCCUUCCAACUUUUAUAUUAAAAAUAAAAAGACAAGAAAAUUGAAGAUCGUUUUUCACCUGUACAAGGAAUACUAAUGGAUCGUCUUAAAAUUGGUCUAGGAAAAAACCUUGGUGUGUGUUAUGGACAAGUAACUGUUAAAGUUAUUGUAAGUUAUCUGUAUUUAGCAGAGUAUUUUCAUCUUGAGUGAUCUGAACUGAAUUUGAAGACUAUUAAUAAGUUAUGUUUGGAAGUUUUAACUUCAAUGAAGUAAUUAUUUGCUGUGAACGAAACAAACAUUGAAUUACUAAACAAAGAUGGUGCAAUAUCUUUGUUUUUUUUUUUUUUAUGAGGCUCCUGAGAAUCAACCCAACUGAAGCAUUUCAAUUCACUUGAAUGAAAAACGUAUUUAGUAUCAAAAGAGCCCAAGAAGACACUGGUGUGAAAGGUACAAUCUCAGAGGUUGGUCAAUUACCAUGGCACACUUACUGGUCACUUUGUACAAUGUAGAUUUGAAGUACAGUGGUGAAAACAUUAAAUGUGACAUUUGAAAAA